This is a messenger RNA of Akanthomyces muscarius, 1263 nucleotides long. RefSeq lists its product as uncharacterized. Gene Ontology annotation, cellular component: nucleus. Gene Ontology annotation, biological process: central nervous system development; regulation of transcription by RNA polymerase II. Gene Ontology annotation, molecular function: RNA polymerase II cis-regulatory region sequence-specific DNA binding; DNA-binding transcription factor activity, RNA polymerase II-specific. NCBI's taxonomy places the organism in Eukaryota, Fungi, Ascomycota, Sordariomycetes, Hypocreales, Cordycipitaceae. The transcript is spliced from 3 exons. The record is from RefSeq and is a predicted model, not a curated record. Bases 1 to 1263 code for a protein of 420 amino acids.
AUGAGUUGGGAGCUAGACACACAAGACAUCAACGAGCUCUUCCGUGUCAUUGGGCGCUCACAGCGACGCUCGCCUGGUUCAGGUCCCAGGGUUGCUGCGAAGUGGGAACGCCAGUACGGUACCAUCGUCCGCCUUGCUGCAGCCCAUGUUGUGUCUCGCGAGGAGUUUGAGUGUCUACUCACUAUUGCGUCUCCACACACCAACGGGCGCGUGUUCUACCCAUUUCAUGUAACCACACGGGCACAAGCCGAAGCCAUGCUGUGGGAUUGGUACCAUAAUGAGCUUGUGGCUCACAGGAUGCUGAAGACUAUGCGUGUGUCCUGCAACAGGCACGCAGAAGGCCAAGGUCUUGGUGAGGCAGACAUGACUCCCGAGAUCCUGGUCUUUUGGAUGGUGGCCCAUUUCUGUCGGGUCAUUGUGGGCAUCAAAGCGAGUCACCCCGAGUGGACACAGGACAAUAUCCUUUGGUUCCAUGGCGACAGGCAGCAUCGUCCCAUCGUGCCGUGGGUUCAAAAUAUUCUGUGUGCGUCACUGUGCAAGGGUCCAGAUCACGGUAUUGCGAUGAAGUUCGGCAUUACCGAGGGCGUCCCGCCCACAGAGUUCGACCCAGUCACACACAUCAACAUGGGUUUGUGCACUGUUACGAUUGACACGAUUGCCACCAAUGUGGCUAUGUGGAAUUAUGAAGCAAAAAGCUGGCCUAGUGUCCUUGAGUACGUUGCGUCUGUGCCUGUGCACCAUCCACUCUGGCGUAUAGAUGAAGCGGCUGGCCUCGGGAUAUGGCGCGGUGCUACUUACGCUGGUGUGACUCCCAUCAUGCCAGCCGCCGAGUUUGACAUGGGGCCACUGGUGCCCAUUGGUGCAUGGUUCGCGGACGCACCGCUUCGCCCUCAAUGCCACCUAUGUGGUACCAACUUCACAAGCAUCGGUGUCCUGGUGCAGCACUGUCACGCUAGACAUCCCAUCGGCGACACACCGGCGCACAACGUCCGUCAGAAUACCGCUGGCCAAGACGCAAUGGAGGCGGAGUAUUGGGUAAAUACUCUCCAGUGUCUCGAGUCUGGGUGCGACAACACCAAGGUGUAUGCAACAAAAUAUGACCUCGCUGAGCACAAACGCCUCCACGCUGGUGGCGAGCUCCCUUGCAAGUGGCCUGAGUGUGGCCAGAUCUUUUCCCACCAUGAGCUUUUGUCAAAGCACAUGAGAAUCCAUGAGGAGACACAUAAGUGUACUACUGAUGUGUGUCUCCGUGCGCGUGUGUGA